GGUAGCUUGGUGCAUCGUGCGAACACUGCCUGAGAGCGGUAAAAUGUAGAGAGCUGGAUGAUAAUUGCAGAGUAUCUGUAAGGAGAGAGACAAAACGAGUUUUACACAGAUAGAAUGGCCAAUCUUCACCCCCCUGUACCAUCCUCCUGUGACUGCUUCGUCUCACUUCCCCCAGCCUCUUCUGUCAGAGAGGUCAUUUUUGGCAAGAAUUCAGACCGGCCAAAAGAUGAAGUUCAGGAGGUUGUCUAUUUUCCAGCUGGAUGUCAUGCCAAAGGGACAAAGGUUCAGUGUACAUAUAUCGAAGUGGAUCAGGUAGAAAAGACACAUGCAGUGAUCCUGAGUCGGCCUGCGUGGCUGUGGGGAGCUGAAAUGGGUGCCAACGAACAUGGCGUCUGCAUUGGCAAUGAAGGCGUGUGGAGUCGAGAACCAGUUGGGGAGGAGGAAGCCUUGCUGGGCAUGGAUUUGGUCAGACUGGGUCUGGAGAGGGGUAGAAGUGCUGGUGAAGCAGUCCGAGUCAUAACAGCCCUUCUGGAGAGUUAUGGUCAAGGGGGCAGCUGCAAGGAGGCACCAACUCCUUUUGUCUACCAUAACACCUUCCUCCUGGCAGACCGUACCGAAGCCUGGGUGUUGGAAACAGCUGGGCGGUUUUGGGUGGCUCAGAGGAUCCAAGAAGGUGCCCGGAACAUUUCCAACCAGCUAACUAUUGGUACUGACAUUACCAGUGAACAUAUGAGUCUAAGACAACAUGCUCAAAAGCAAGGAUGGUGGAAUGGUCAAGGAGAGUUCAAUUUCACAGAAGUGUUUUCGCUCAUCCAUCAGCCCAUCCGCAUGGAGGCAGCCAAAGCUCGGUAUUCUGCUGGCCAGCAGCUGCUGCACCAACACUCAGGGCAUAUUACUGCUGAGACAAUGAUGACCAUCUUAAGUGACAAAGCCAGUGGGAUCUGUGUUGAUUCUGAAGGUUUCUGCACCACAGGAAGUAUGGUGUCCAUCCUUCCUCAAGAUCCCCUUCUACCUUGCAUCCAUUUUUUCACUGCCACCCCGGACCCUUCUAGGUCUAUCUUCAAACCGUUUAUCUUUGUUCCCAAUGUUACUUCCUUCCCUCAGGUGAAAUCACCAAGGUUUGGUGAAAAAGACCCCAUUAGGGAGACUCCAAGAUUUCAAAGCCGAGUGGACCGUCGGCAUGAACUCUACAAGCAACAUCAGUUAGCCUUGGAAGCUGUGGAUUGUAAUCAGCAGGAACAUCAGAGACUGCAGGAGGCUAUGAGAAAAUUUCAGCAGCAAGUUCUGGAGAGUGUGGGAAACAUGUUGACAGACUCCAUCACUGUGAAACCCCAGGAACUGGCUGGCCUCUUUUGCAAUUCUGUGGAUGCAGAACUCAAACUGUAUAGAUGAUGGAGGCUUAAUGGGCAGGUGGGUUGGGGCUUAAUCCUUGUGUUACUGACAGAUUGUCUGAAUCUUCCCUUCUUAGGGUACACCUACAUAAUGAUUCUGAGCCAGUUUAAAAGUAGAGCCAGAUCUCUGGGUCUCACAUCAGCAGUACUGAAGAGCGGAAUUUAUUUUCUCAGUUGCCGUAUAGAUGAAACUGGAGCAAAGCUAGCGUUUGUUUUGUGUUUUUUGAGUUUGUUUCUUCACUGAAAGGAACAUUAAUUUUUUGAAGGCUCCCUGCUCUUGAGCUUUAGGUCCUCUAAAGGAACUAUUAGUUUGAUUGAUUUGCACUUAUCUGAUCAGUAGCUCAGAGAAAAAUUAGCAGUGAUGAAACUGAUAGGCGUUCUGUCAUUUUCUAUCUUCUCUCUUGAGCGAAGUGCAAAUGUCAAGGUAUUUCCUUCCCUCCCUCCCUCCCUCCAUCAGGGGACUUCUUUUGGUACAUGUCCUGCAGGAGCUAGAGGUGAGGCAUUGACUUCUGUUCCUAAUUCUCAGCAUUUCAAGUCAGCUUACGGUUUACCCCUAACUCAAGAUAAUCCAUUUGUAAGCAAAUUAAAAAGCACCAACCCCAACACAGAUCCUAGAGGAACUCCACUGCCCAUUUAUUCCUACUUAUUUCUGUCUUUUUAGUUUGCAAUCCGUAAAAGGGCAGGUCCUCUUAUCCCAGGUCUGCUAAAUUUACUCAGCCUUUCAUAAGUGCUGCUGAAACUGUCAACUCUAGAAGGUUGGUGAAGGAUUUACCUUUGUGGAAUCUCUGCAGAUUUUCCUUCAGCAAGAUUUUUUCCACUGUGUCAGAUGUAUUUAUUGCUUAGUUAUUUUUCUUUAAUUACCAUCUCUACCAGUUUGCCUAGAACAGAUGUUAUGUGACAAACUCAUAACUUAUGGGAUCUCCCCUGGGUCCCCUUUAAAAACUGGUGUCACAUUUGGUUACCUUCCUGUCCUUUUUUCUCAGUAGAAGUGUGUCCUGCAAGUUACUGUGCAGACUACCCAUUUUUCUAGUUUUCUGACCAGCAAUCAUAUUUCCCUGUCUGCCCCAACAACUCAUAAUUUCUUGUUUAUUUAAAAAAUGGACAAUACUUGUCAAAUGAAAGAAGUAUAUUUGUUUGAUAAAAUAAAGAACUGCUUAAUUAAAAGAACACUCCAAUAAA
Molecule: messenger RNA, 2570 nt
Organism: Candoia aspera
Lineage: Eukaryota; Metazoa; Chordata; Lepidosauria; Squamata; Candoiidae
Gene: SCRN2
Product: secernin 2
Exons: 8
Coding region: 115-1392 (425 amino acids)
Biological process (GO): proteolysis
Molecular function (GO): cysteine-type exopeptidase activity; dipeptidase activity
Source: RefSeq, a predicted model, not a curated record